AUGCCGAUUCCUGAGGCCACAUUCCUUCUCCUCCUGCUCGCCGCCUCCCAGGCGGCGGCCGGCUCCAUCGACGCACCCGCCGCGUCGUGCUCCGGCGCCCGUAGCUUCGCCGCGGACAGCCCCUUCGCUAGCAACCUGCACCAGCUCAUGUCCCUCCUGGCGACCAAGGCCCCAGCCAUCGGCUUCGACAUCGCAACGUCCGGCGGCGACGGCGACGAGAGCGUGCACGGCCUGGCCCUCUGCCGCGGCGACGUCGCCAGGGAGACGUGCGCCGAGUGCAUCCGCUCCGCGAGAGCUCACGCCCAGCGCCUCUGCUCGUCCAAGAAGGAAGCCGUCGUUUGGCUCGACGCCUGCACGCUACGGUACUCCGCCGAGCCCUUCUUCGGCGAGCCUGACAGCGAGCACACCGCCUUCGUGCCGGGAAACGUCGUCCAGAGCGCGGCGAGAUCGGCGGAGCUCGACGAGGAGGUCGCCGGCAUGAUGAAGAAGCUCACUAGGACGGCGUACCUCUCGCCGCUGCUGUUCGCCGCCGGGGCGGCCGACGCAAUCGGGGGGACGCACAGGCUGCACGGGCUGGCCCAGUGCACCAAGGACCUCUCCGGCGGGGACUGCAAGCUAUGCCUUGAAGCCGCCAUUGCUAAACUGGCGGCGAGGGGAUGCGCCAAGGAGGGAGGGAAAGUGCUAGGUGGAAGUUGCAGCUUGAGAUAUGAGCUGUAUCCCUUGUUUGAUUCCUAG
Messenger RNA from Lolium rigidum, 735 nucleotides. RefSeq names its product cysteine-rich repeat secretory protein 38-like. The transcript has a single exon. Bases 1 to 735 code for a protein of 244 amino acids. The record is from RefSeq and is a predicted model, not a curated record. NCBI's taxonomy places the organism in Eukaryota, Viridiplantae, Streptophyta, Magnoliopsida, Poales, Poaceae.